AUGAGGACGUUGCAGAGGAUUGGGGGCUUGCCUCCUCUUCGGGCUGCAGCUGCCAUGGUUCUGGCGUUGGGCUACCUUGCCCACUCAGUAUCAGCGGCUUACUUCUACGUGCAGGAAUCUCAGGACAAAUGCUUUAUUGAAAGCGUCCCAACUGGAGUGGCACUUACGGCUUCGUAUAAGAACCACGAAAAUCCAGGUGUGACCUGCAGUAUCAUAUUCAAGGACCCGAGCGGUCGCAGCGUGUACAGCCGAGAAGUACUACCAGCAGACGCAGAGGGAAAGGUCACCCACAUGACGACCACGACUGGCGAGUACCAAGUUUGCAUUUCUUGCGCCUCUUCGAAGUGGUUUAACACCCAGCUGCUCAAGUGGUCUCUUUCCAUUGAGCUAGGCGACACAGACAUCAACAUCGACGACCUAGCUAAAAAGGAGCAUGUCAACAGUGUUCACCUGAAGCUGCAAGCGAUUGCCCGCCGAUUGGAAGCUAUGCAGGCGGAAAACGACUAUGAGCGCGUCCAGGAAGAAAGAUUCCAACGAACGAGCGAAGCAAUCAACAGUCGAGUUGUAUGGUUUUCGGUUUUGCAACUUCUGCUGCUUUGGCUUUUUCCGAAGUACCUGGUGGACUGGUUCAGCAUAGGUGUUUAUUGGAAGUGGUUGGCGGUUGACCCAAGCAUAGUUGGAGCGGCUACAGCGCUCGUUACGGCUUAG
Molecule: messenger RNA, 708 nt
Organism: Eimeria necatrix
Lineage: Eukaryota; Apicomplexa; Conoidasida; Eucoccidiorida; Eimeriidae
Product: emp24/gp25L/p24 family domain-containing, transmembrane protein, putative
Exons: 5
Coding region: 1-708 (235 amino acids)
Biological process (GO): Golgi organization; endoplasmic reticulum to Golgi vesicle-mediated transport; intracellular protein transport
Cellular component (GO): Golgi apparatus; endoplasmic reticulum-Golgi intermediate compartment; COPII-coated ER to Golgi transport vesicle
Source: RefSeq, a predicted model, not a curated record